AGACGAAAUGAAUUAUUUAAUAUGUUGCGCGCGUUGGCAUGGUUACAUAGGACUAAAUCUGUAACUGAACACGCCUCUUGGCAACAUCGUUGAAAGCUAUAGGAAGAUCGUCGUUUUAAAUAUAACCUAUGGAAUACUUUGCGCGCUUGCGCCGUAGACACAAGCAAGGCCAACGGUUUUUCAGUUUCUCAUACAUAAAGUUAACGUUCGACUUGGGUGACAUCUCUUCUUCGUUUUCCUAUGUGCUGGACAGUUAUAAGUGGAAACAGCAAGGAUACAGAACGCAAAUAGACAUCGCUCUCUGUGCAUUGCCCUCCCAUGGAGUGCCAUUGCCAUUGUUUGAAAAAUUCGACUUGUAACAAUAUUAUUGCCAGUGCCAGAAGCCAAUAAAUCAACAAGAGAAAAAAACAAACAAAAAAAAAUAGAUCUCCAUCGCAGCUAUUGAUUUCCGGAAGGAGACGUUCAUUUACAAUUCAUUCUCGCCCUCCCACUCUACCCUGUGAUAUUUUGACACCGUAUAUAAAUUCGUUAGUGGUGAUACUUGUAUCGUAGUCAUGAGUGCAAUACAGUCUUCCAUCUCGAAGCGCAAUCUGCUCAUGAUGCGCAACCGAAGUGGAUCUCAAGGAACCAACGAAGUCAAUUUGGCUCUAAUAGGAGAGCUCGGCAGCGGAAAAUCAGCCCUCACCGUAAAGUAUAUCACCCGACGAUUCAUCAAUGAAUAUGAUCCAGAACUAGAGGACACAUAUUCUAAACCGGAGCAAGUGGACAAUCAAGACAUAUUGGUGCGGAUUAUGGAUACUUGUGACAAAGAAGGCAAAGACCCCGAACGUUACUUGAAAUGGGCCGACGGUUACCUUGUAAUAUACAGUAUCACGCAGCGGAGCAGUUUUGAAACGGCACAGAGGUAUCUGGACGGAAUUAGCCAACAUCUAAGACUCACCACCACUUACGAUGCGCCAUUGAUUCUCAUAGGAAACAAGGUGGACCUGGAGCGCUAUAGGACGGUCAGUAAAGCCGAGGGUUCCAGUCUUGCGCAUUUCUAUAACGCAGCCUUUUUCGAGACUUCAGCGGCCGAAGAAUUUAACUCUGUCGAGCGUGUUUUCCACGAAGCCAUUCGCGAAGUGAUUCGCGAGCAGGAGCGUUACAUGCCUAUCCGCAGUUUAUACAUCGCCAAUGACGAAAGCAAAAGCGGCAACAGUUUCCUCACCCAUAUUGAUCGUUCGCGACGGUUGCGGUCUCCCGGAAUGAUCCAUCAUAAUAAGAGCGGACAGUCCAGCUCGUCGUCGGGCGCCAGCAAGGACGGCGGCGGGAGCAGUCGACCAGAAGCGGCCGGCAACAACUCCCGAUUCUCUUUCCUUAAAGGCAAAGGGUUCAAGGGAAUUUUCCAAUAAUAUCACGACAAACGAGCUAAAUUACAAGACGUGCUGUAUUUCACUUUCCCUCCCCGCCAAUCAUUUGGUUGCAAUGUUUUCGUGUCGUCUACUUUGCCAUCCUACAAUGUCCUCUCACAUACUUUUAGCUGCCUCAUUGUGAUCUAAUGUUGACAAAUAUAUGGCCCCUACAAAAUUGUCUUCACGCGAUAUAGAACGAAUUUACAUUUGAAGAUAAAUAUAUCACUACCUUGGCUCAA
Molecule: messenger RNA, 1630 nt
Organism: Daphnia carinata
Lineage: Eukaryota; Metazoa; Arthropoda; Branchiopoda; Diplostraca; Daphniidae
Product: ras-like protein family member 12
Exons: 9
Coding region: 555-1391 (278 amino acids)
Molecular function (GO): GTP binding; GTPase activity
Source: RefSeq, a predicted model, not a curated record